UCGCGGACCAUACCCAGUGGCGACGAUAUUGCCCAGGAAGGACGCGUCGGUUCUGCAACAAGUGUUGAACGACCGUCUUCGGAAACAGAGACUGUUUCCGGACGCCAAGGCGCUUCGGGACAGGGUGCUCCAGGCACUGCGGAACGAGAACGUGCUCUGCUCCCUCCCGUCAGUACGGAAAGGGUCGGCGAGACACAUGGCCGCGCAGGGGGUUCCGGAGGAACAAAUCAUGCGCUUGACGGGGCACACUCGCCUGGAAACAUUGCAACGGUACCUGGGUUAUGGCCACCAGCUAACGCGGGAGGCAGAACUCGCACGGGACAGCGUCGCCCAGGCCCUCCGCGAGCCGAGUUCCUAGGCAAUAAGGCUCCGAAUGCUCGCGAACUUGGC
Trypanosoma theileri is the source of this 390-nucleotide messenger RNA. RefSeq lists its product as uncharacterized. The annotation marks the transcript as partial. The transcript has a single exon. The record is from RefSeq and is a predicted model, not a curated record. Lineage: Eukaryota; Euglenozoa; Kinetoplastea; Trypanosomatida; Trypanosomatidae.